CUCUUCCUUCUCCCACUCCUUUCCUCUCCAUCUCCAUCUCCAUUCCCAUUAUACCCCUUACCUCAACCCUCCCGCCCUCCGCAAUAAGCAACAUCGCCAAAAUGGGGCUUAUCGGUCGCACCCUCAAGCUCUCCACCUACACGGGCCUGGCCUCGGUCGGCGCUUUCUUCGCCUACACGCGCAACGACCGCUUCGAGCCCAUGACCACAACCGACUCUAUCUUCAGCCACCCCUUCUACCUCAAAUUCAACCCGUCUAAGAAUCCAACCACACAUGAUUUCUGCGUCCGCCGUGUUCCCCUGUCCGAGAUCAACCCAUCGCUACUCGAGAAGAAGGGCAAGCUCGUCGAGGCGUUUUGCGCCGGUGUUUGGAGCGGCUGGGGAUACGCAUUCCAACGAUCCUACCUCUCCCGCAAGUACGAAGCCGCCGACACCGCAUCGCACCUCUGGUCCAACGAGCAACUCUCAAACUCGACUUAUGAUGUUGGGACCUUGAUCACCGACCACUUCGAAGUCGUCGAGAAGACAUCCGACCGCAUUGUCGUUCGCUGCGGCGACUCGCCCCGUCGCCAGGACGUGCGCGGCUCCGACGGCCUCUUUGAGAUCUCCGCCGUUGUCAAGCCCGAGGAGGGAGUCGCGGAGUUCGGUCUCAAGAGCUGCUUCUACCAGGGAUUGGGCAAGGCUGAGGGACAGCCCAUGCCCCCGCAUAUUGUUUGGUUGCAUCAGCAGUACACGAAGCUAUUGGGGGAGACGGCCUUAUACAAGGUUCGGAGGUAGACGGUGGUUUGGCAGUGUGAUGGGCCUUGUAUAUAUGCGAUACGGAUAUGAUAGCGGGUAAUUGAUGGUGUUUCAUGUUGGUUGUAGGUGAGGAUCAGCCAGACACUUUUUCCAGUAACAGGUAGCCAGCCGCGUGAAUAUAUUUGCGCCUUAAAUUCUAACACGGUUAAUACGGGCAUCAAUCCGUAUCGAUCCUUAUGUGACCAUAUUUUUGCAACCCAUAUUAUUAUCUUAACAUACCCGGCUUAAUGCGCAGCAUAUUGGCGUAUCUCCUACAGCUACAGCUGACAGGAUAUACGGUAUCUGG
This is a messenger RNA of Aspergillus versicolor CBS 583.65, 1083 nucleotides long. RefSeq lists its product as uncharacterized. Bases 102 to 776 code for a protein of 224 amino acids. The transcript has 2 exons. NCBI's taxonomy places the organism in Eukaryota, Fungi, Ascomycota, Eurotiomycetes, Eurotiales, Aspergillaceae. The record is from RefSeq and is a predicted model, not a curated record.